UAACGCACUGAAAAGGGGGUGACUAAAAGCAAUUAACGUCAAUAUUUAAUCACAACAGAUAAAUUUAAACAUUUUCCUAAAAACUGUUCACUGUUCACAUACAAAACUCUGUAUUAUAUAACACUGUUUGGGUAUUCUCCACUCCAGCGAAACUUUCACGGUGUUAUUACCCCGAGCUCACCCCCCCGUAUCUCUGUAAAAUGGUUCAGCCCCGGGGUUACAGGAAGUUGUAGCAGCUGCCAUGUUGAGCUGCUUUGUUGUAGAUUUCUUGUAGGUUUUCCAGCAGCUUUUUUUUUAAGUCUGGCAAUGGAGACGAGCUGGAGUACCUUCUUGUUUCAGGCGAAUGACACCCUGCAUCACCAGCACCAGUUGGGCCCGAACAGCCUGCUGCCACUGCUGAAUGCUGAGCCGCAUGACCAUAAGCCCAUCAUGCCUAUCCAGCUUGAUCAGAAGCCACCAGUGAGCUCCGCCGACCACCUAAAGGACAGCAUGGGUGGUGUGACAGGAGGAGGAGGAGGUGGAGGGGGCCAUGGUGGCGGAGGAGGUGGAAUCGGAGCACCAAUGGCCAUAGUGAAGAAAGAACCCAAAAGCAAAACACCGUUUAUCUGCGGUUACUGCAACAAGGCCUUCCGAGAUAGCUAUCACCUGCGACGGCAUGAGUCGUGUCACACCGGGGUCAAGAUGGUAUCACGGCCUAAAAAGACUGCGCAGACCACGGCGCCCACCAUGGUGCCACUGCUCUCCAGCAUGACGAGAGAAAACAACGCUAACCCCUCGUACAUCCUAACUACGGCUGCGACAUCGGCCUCAGGUGCCAUGGUGCCGACCUCCACGAUUGCUGCAUGCCAGCCGAGUGCGCCCAAGAAGCCGGCCAAGCCUGUGAAGAAGAACCAUGGGUGCGAGAUGUGCGGCAAGGCUUUUCGUGAUGUCUACCACCUGAACAGGCAUAAGUUGUCUCAUUCGGACGAAAAGCCGUUCGAGUGCCCAAUCUGUCAACAGCGAUUCAAGAGGAAAGACCGCAUGACGUAUCAUGUACGUUCGCACGACGGCGGUGUGCACAAGCCCUACGUCUGCUCUGUCUGUGGGAAGGGAUUCUCCAGGCCUGAUCAUCUCAGCUGCCAUGUAAAACAUGUGCAUUCUUCAGAGAGACCUUUUAAAUGCCAAGUUACGGCCUGCACGUCAGCCUUCGCCACCAAAGACAGACUGCGCUCUCACAUGAUCCGACACGAGGGCAAGGUCACGUGUAACAUCUGCGGCAAGAUGCUUAGCGCCGCCUAUAUCACCAGCCACUUAAAGACACACGGCCAGACCAACUUUAACAACUCCUGCAACAAAGGGGACUGGCAGUGGAACACAUCAGGGCUGCUAAGAGACAACACCGACGUGUGCCACUCUGGCACAGUCACGUCCGUCUCCAUGUCUGCGCCUGUCACGACGCAGAUGAGCCGCGUCAACGCCGGCACGGCCGUGACCAUCGGCGCUCAGGUGAACCUCAGCACAACGGUAAACACUGUGAACAUUACGUCAGCGCCGGUGAGCCUGCAGCACCCGGUGACCAUCACAGGCCCAGUUAACAUCGCCUCGGUGAACAUCCCGGCCACGGCGUCGGCAAUGAACAUCGCACACCCGGUCGCCAUCACCACACCCAUGCCCAUGAACAUCGGCGGUCCGCUCAACAUCGCCAUGCGGCCCAUGGAUAGCAUGUCCUUUCUAUCACAGGUCCUGCCCUCCUCACCUCCAUGGUGAUCUGCACCUGAGCUCAUCCAAACCUGAUUCUCCUAACCAGCUGACUCCGCCCCCUCCCCUUUCCCCAGCCAGUAAGUGUUUACUCUUGUGGCGCGGCCCUGCAGCCACAUCACAGGCAACGCUGCAGCGGCGACGGAGUUCCCUGCCGACGUUUUGUGAAGGAUUUCUUACUUCGAUUUGAUUUCGUUCGCGGUUUGAUGACCGAUGGGACGAAUAUUUAGUGACACUGAGCACGCAGACCUCACCGAGGUUUUUUAAAGACAAAUGCAAUAAAGUGCUGAUUUAUAUUUUUUUCUAUAUAUAAAUAUUAAUUUUCUAUCUCAGAACAUUGGGAUUUCUUUUUAUGUUGUUUAGCUGUAGCCUGCUUUAAUUUAGUUUUUUUUUUUUAAAGGAAGUAACUUUCAAAGGGAUGAAAGCUUUUACUGAGAGGGAGGUUUUGAAAUGUUUUACAGAAAAGGGUGGCUGAUUAAUGACUCGAGGUACAAGUAACUGUAUUUUAUUGUACAGUUGCUUAUGCUGGUGUUUGCAUUUUAACUGACUACAAUUGUGAACUUUUUUUCCCUCAGUUGCAGUGCUCCAUCACUGACUCAUGACUGUUAGUUUCUUCUUGCUCUUUUUAGGACAGUUGGGGUAUGAUUUGUUUACUCAAAUUUUUUUUUUGUAUUAUUAUUUUUAUUUAAAUUAGGAACAGAUAAAGGAAUGAUUCCUGCACUGAAAGCGUAUCCCUUGUGUACAGCAACAGUAUUAUCAAAGAUCAAACCUGUUUCGGGCAACCAGCCUGGACAGCACUUGGCCAUUAGUGACUGGUGAAAAGCUGCAACUCAAAAGUUCAAUUUGAUUUGGACUGGAUUCAUGUCGUAAGACUAGUAGGUAGUGUUUUUAUACCCUUGUUUUUAAACAUACAAUGAAUAAUUAUUUUUCCUUCUCUUUUUUUUUUUUUAGCAAGGGCCCUGUUAAGAGGAAUGUUCUGCUCAGGAAAACCCAGUAAACAACUUUUUAUAUAUAUUUUUUUUCCUUAAUAAUAAUGUCCAGCAUCCUGGAAUAAUUUUUUUUGUAAAUAUCUAUUUCCCCAUGCACUGUUCCCCCCCUAUCAUGGUUUAGGGGGGGUAACAAAAUGAACAACUGAUAUUACCGGCCAUUUUUAAUGGAACGAUUCCGUCUUGGUGUUUUAAUGAGAAAUCCGACUCUUUCACUUUGCCUUGUGCACACGUGCAGUUUUUAAGCACGCACUCAUCGACUUUCCAUCAGGAUUCAGACGUCCCUGGAGGGGGCCACCUGCAGUGAAAGCAGUCAUUAAAGCAAUUCCCUUUACCCUGUGUGCAAGGUUAUGCUGAAUUCCUAAUUAACUUUCAUUAUUCUCGAACAAGCCCAGGUACUUUCGUGUUGUCUUUCAACAUGGCCAACAGCCGCUGAGGUUCUGAGACGAUUGACUGUAUCUUGCUUUGAAGUUCAGUGUUCUGCUUUUCCAGAGCAAAUCUUCCCGUAUGAAGUCAGUUAGAUUGCACGCUUAAAUGCCAUGCCCACAGCUUUUAAACAUAAACACUUACUUAUAGCAGAGUGACAGUAAUGAAUUUUAUCAUCUUGUAUGUGAUGGUGAAGAGAUUGGCUAUUUUACUACCUGACUGGUAAAUGAUCUUUUUUUUUUAGUUAUUAAAUUUUGGUUGAUCAUGUCGGCAUUGCCGAAACAGCGGCAUCUUUAAAAUUUGAGAAUUUGAGAAAUACUUCUGAAAUGUACGAGGAGUCUGAAUACCUCAUGCGUAUAUAACAUUUUGCUAGCUUCCUCUAACAAUAUAGAACUUGCAGAGCAUAAUGUCAUGUGGUGCUUUUUGUGAAAACGGUAGCUUGGCCAAACUCCUUAAGAUCGAGUCUGCGAUUAUUUGUAACUAGCAAAAUAUUUGUUCCAAGAUAAUGACUUCACGGCAAGGCUUGUUCAUGUAGCCAUUACAUGUCACAGCGCCACUUGCAGCACUGGAGCACUUGUACUCGAUGGCUAAACAGUCAGAUCCCACACAGUGGUGGUUUCAUCUCCACAUUAAGUACACUGAGGCCUUUACGGUGACCAGAUCGCUUGGAUCUUAAAGGCUAUGGAGUUUUAAGGGGGAUGAGUAAAGUGAAGUCAACGAGGGCGUGUUUACAAACUGGAUGUAGGCUCGGGCAAAAAAAAACUCAAAAGAUUUUACUCAACCAUAUUGUCUCCUCUAUUGCCACUACUCGAACAGAGAAAAGUCCAGGAGGACGUGUCUGCUCUUGGGUCACUACGAGGGUUCGGAGCCCUGCCAAUGUGAGUUUAGGUACACUGUGUGAAGCACUGUCGGCACACAGCGUUCUGAUUAGUAUUUUUUGGAAAUGUUUUUGAUAUGAAUGAUUCUGUAACACGCUCCAUGUCACUACAGUGCAAACUUCAAGCAAAGAAGUGAUCGGGCGAGCGAGCGGUGCCGAGACAACACUAAUUUAGGGGUUUUCUUUUUGCAUUUUGUUUUUAGGUCAGUAGUUCCAGUCAUGUGCCGAUAUUCGGUUUUCCGAUAAACUGCAAUAAUCACAUGCACAGUAUUCUUAUUGUGGACGAGUCACAAAAAAGUUGUGUGUGUGUGUGUGUGUGUGUGUGUGUGUGUGUGUGUGUAUAUAUCUAUAUAUAUCUAUCUAUAUAUAGUAUAGAUAGAUAUACAAAGGCAGCAUCUUGUGUGUCAGGUUUACAAAAUAUUUUCUCUGCCUUAAUGAAAUGCAAAUGCUGUAAACUUUUAAUAAAGGUUUAGACACAUUUAA
Messenger RNA from Silurus meridionalis, 4509 nucleotides. It is a transcript of the gene vezf1a, whose product is annotated as vascular endothelial zinc finger 1a. The transcript has 6 exons. Gene Ontology annotation, cellular component: nucleus. Gene Ontology annotation, molecular function: DNA-binding transcription factor activity, RNA polymerase II-specific; RNA polymerase II cis-regulatory region sequence-specific DNA binding. NCBI's taxonomy places the organism in Eukaryota, Metazoa, Chordata, Actinopteri, Siluriformes, Siluridae. The record is from RefSeq and is a predicted model, not a curated record. The coding region runs from base 307 to 1746 and encodes 479 amino acids. Gene Ontology annotation, biological process: regulation of transcription by RNA polymerase II.